Molecule: messenger RNA, 2309 nt
Organism: Oncorhynchus gorbuscha (pink salmon)
Lineage: Eukaryota; Metazoa; Chordata; Actinopteri; Salmoniformes; Salmonidae
Gene: il20rb
Product: cytokine receptor family member B16
Exons: 7
Coding region: 109-1086 (325 amino acids)
Molecular function (GO): interleukin-20 binding
Source: RefSeq, a predicted model, not a curated record
UAUUCCUGGGAUUGUUUGUAUGACGAUCAAAUUAGUGGUGAGAGACGGUCAACACAGUGAUUGCACACUUGAUCACAGCAGUCCUACUCUUCUCCAUACAGAGGGGCUAUGAGACUGAGAAGGAGCUUCUUUGACAGCCAGUUAAUACUUGUCCUCAACAUCGUCACAAACUAUGCCUGGCUGCUGCCAUCGCCGUGGGGAAUUUCCAUGGAGUCUGUAAAUAUGAGGCACUUGCUCAAGUGGCGCCGUCAACAGUCUCCUUGCAGUUCUGUCAUCUACUCUGUGCAGUUCCAGGGGGAAUUUGAGCUGAGGAUCUUGAAUGGAAGUUGGGAGGACGCGGUUGGUUGUCAGCGGGUCACACGGACGGAGUGCGACCUGACCUUUGACCUUGGUUCUGACUCAGACUACAACAUCCGUGUGCGGGCAGAGUGCGGAAGGCGUGUGUCACCGUGGGCUGAGCUCGGGAGGCCAUUCAACAGGAGAGAGACAAUCCUGACGGUGCCAGCUAUGACUGUGACCACCAUGGGUGAUGCCCUUCAGGUGACUUUCAUAGGCCUUCCCCUGACCGUGGGAGUGACUGUGACUAUCUGGAAGAGAGGCGAGUUGGUCAGGGGCAAGUCCUCCUUGCGUGUGAUCACAGUGCAACAGAAUCCGCUCCACAUCGGCGCCCUGCAGGAGGGAGCAGUGUACUGCGUCAAAGCCCAGGCCCAUCUGGACACCCACAGCAAAAGCAGCAGCACUGACACACAGUGUGUCUCCAUCACAGGUCCUGGACCUACCUGGCUUAAGCCCACAACAGUGACUGUUAUCGUGGUGAUAUUAGCCGGCCUGGUGUUUUGUCUCUCUUGGUCAGUAACCCACUGUAGGCCAGAGGCCUGCUUCGCCUAUUUCCGCAAGGAGCCACAGCCCACUGCACUGCUCCUUGAUUGGCCGCUCACAAGAGUCAAGAUCUAUCACCAAGAUGAGCUUCGUGAGCCAAUCCAUGCCGUCCUUUUAAGUGAACUGAGAACUGAGCCAUCCAGUCAAUUGGAUAAGUGGACACAAUCUAUAUGUUCAGAAGGAACAGACAGACCAUAUCAAGUUUGAUUGAUACUGUAGGUUAAUAAGAAUGGUCAGAAGUGACGAGUCUGGAUUGGAGAAGUCAGGAGGCCGGCAGUUGUUCGGAGGGAGACAGAAGGGUCCUGUGUGGCUCAGUUGGUUAGGGCAGUGAUGCUUGUAACUCCAGGGUUGUGGGUUUGAUUCACAUGGGGGACCAGUAUGAAAAGUGAAUGCACUCACCUCUGUAAGUCUGCUAAAUGACAGAUGUCAAUGUACAAUUUAGUAUUUGUGUUGUAGAUAAGUCAGAGAUGAAUAUGGGUGAGUCUCCAAAUUUAGUAACUUUAUUUACAACAUGAUAUGUUCUAAUUCAAUCUAAGACAAUAACAAAGUCAUUGUUUAUAUACUAUUUCUAUUAACAGGUGGCUAUUCCAAACCAUGACUCCGAUAUAAAGCGAUGAAUGAUUUUAGUCAUUUUUAUUUCAGUAGACCAUUUUGAUUUGUUUUAUCGAAAGAUACCGAUCUGAUUAUUACUUCUUUAAAAGAAAAGUGAUCUCACUACCGUAAUACACACACUAAAAGCCUGUAGAAUGAAUGUACACCCCUACAAAUAUCACCAGGCGAUGGGAUUGCACCCCUCUACGUGGCCACGUAGUCUAAUUGCAAAGAUUUUGGAGAAAAUUAGUGAGCAGGUUAGUAAAUCUUCAUGUAUUUUCAAGAAGUGUCACUUACCUAUCUAAUAUAUCAACACAUAUGUCAAGUACGGUUUUGGGACAAAAAUAUACAGUAUGUUUGCUGGGAUGUACAUCUCUCCAAAUGAAAGAUCGCCCUCCAUAUGUUAGCUAUGGGGAUUCUUUAUUAAAGUCCAAAGUAAGUCAAAAUUGUCACAACCCAAACAAUUGACACCAGUAGUGAUGCUGUGCGUCAGCUGUUCGUUCACCUGCACCCGCCCGCAAUUGCUAAUAACCCUUCUGCAACCGACAGCCUAUAUGUGAUAAAUGUACCUUUUUAGAUAGGCCUAUGUUUCUGCUUAUAAUGUUAGACAUUUUUGUAUGCAUUUUGUGAGUCAACUUGUCUAUCUGUAGAUACAUGCAGCUUCUCCUCUAUCAUUACUUGUUGCCCUAGAAGGCGAAAUAAACCCUGCCUUUCAAGCACACCCUUCUCAUUAACCUGUGGUGAGUUAUUCACCGUUACUGAACAAUUUAAGUAUUGUAUGUAAGAUGGCUAAAUAAAGAGCAAAAUGAUUGAUUAUUAUUAUAAUUAUUAUUUGUGCC